Pogona vitticeps (central bearded dragon) is the source of this 2244-nucleotide messenger RNA. Lineage: Eukaryota; Metazoa; Chordata; Lepidosauria; Squamata; Agamidae. The record is from RefSeq and is a predicted model, not a curated record.
GGAGCCGAAGCCGCGCCAGCGCCCGCCUGCCUUCUGUCGCCGCCGCCGGGCAGGAAGAUGGCGAACGUGCAGCUGGAGUUCCAGGCCAGCGCCGGCGAGGCGGAUCCGCAAAGCCGCCCGGUGCUCGUCGUGGGCCGGCUGCAGAAUCUCCACCGCGUGCCGUGGGCUCAGUUGCGGGGCAAGCUGCAGCCGAGGGUCACCGAGGAAAUAUGGCAAGCUGCCUUAAGCACCCUGAACCCAAAUCCAACUGAUAGCUGCCCUCUCUACUUGAACUAUGCCACAGUUGCGGCAUUACCUUCCCGGGUCACGAGGCACAACAGCCCAUCGGCAGCCCAGUUUCUCACACGCCUCAUUCGAAACUGUCUCCCAGGCGGGACCAACAGAUGCAUCCUUAUGGUCUGUGACCGUUCAGAGGUCUUCGCCUCAGCCUGUGCCAUAGCCAGGGCUUUCCCACUGUUUACACGGCGGUCUAGCGCAUCUAGACGCACAGAAAAGAAAACGGUAAUCGUGGAGUUUUUCCUGGUUGGACAGAGCAAUGGACCAGUGGAGGUGGACAUGCUUAAAUGUCUGGAAAGUGCUACAGAAGGAGUAAGGUUGGCUGCUCGUAUUGUAGACACCCCGUGCAAUGAAAUGAACACCGAUAGCUUUCUGGAGGAAAUAAAAAAAGUUGGAAAAGACUUGGGAAUCGUUCCGACCAUUUUUCGAAAUGCAGAGCUGAAGGAGAAGGGAUUUGGAGGUAUCUAUGGUGUUGGCAAAGCAGCCGUGCAUCCACCUGCCCUAGCUGUGCUCAGUCAUGCCCCAGAAGGUGCCACACAGACCAUUGCCUGGGUUGGGAAGGGCAUUGUCUAUGAUACUGGAGGGCUCAGCAUCAAAGGAAAGACAACAAUGCCUGGGAUGAAACGAGAUUGUGGUGGAGCUGCUGCUAUUUUGGGAGCCUUCAAAGCUACUGUAAAGCAAGGCUUUAAAGACAAUCUUCACGCAGUGUUUUGCUUGGCCGAGAAUUCUGUUGGACCAAAUGCAACAAGACCUGAUGAUAUCCAUGUUCUUUACUCGGGAAAAACUGUGGAAAUCAACAACACCGAUGCCGAAGGCAGGUUGGUGCUUGCUGAUGGAGUUGCGUACGCCCGCAAAGACCUUGGUGCUGACAUCAUUCUUGACAUGGCUACUCUCACUGGGGCUCAGGGAAUUGCCACAGGGAAGUACCACGCUGCCGUCCUCACCAACAAUGAAGAAUGGGAAACUGCUUGCGUUAAGGCAGGCAGAAAUUGUGGAGAUCUAGUUCAUCCCCUUGUCUAUUGCCCUGAGCUGCAUUUUACCGAAUUUACCUCAGCUGUAGCUGACAUGAAGAACUCUGUGGCAGACCGGGAUAACUCUCCAAGCUCUUGUGCUGGACUUUUUAUUGCUUCACAUAUUGGGUUUGACUGGCCUGGUGUCUGGGUCCAUAUAGACAUUGCAGCCCCUGUCCACGCGGGUGAGCGAGCCACUGGCUACGGUGUAGCAUUGCUGCUAUCUCUGUUUGGUCGUGCCUCUGAAGACCCUCUGCUGAACAUGGUGUCUCCACUGGGCUGCAAUGAAGACGCUCCAGAGGAUGACGUGGAGAGAGAUUCCAAGAGACGGCGCUUGGUUUAGGCCCCACCACCACCUUUUGGGGUGGCACGCUUGUGUUACCUCACUUUGCACUGAAGAGUUUCCCAUCCCAUGAAAGUAGCCUGUGUCAAAAACAUCCAUUUUAAAUCCAGAAUGAAACGAAAGAAAAAGAAAAAAGAAAAUAGUUGUUAUUGCUUGCAUUUCUCCAUCUCAUUCUGCUGAAUUGGCCCUGUUCUUCUUCGUGGUCUCUGUGAAUUCACACUAAUGGGUUAAUCUGUGGCUGCGCAGAGCAGCCUUGGAAUCUUCUAUAGCUCAGGCACAUGGUGCCGGGACCUCCCACACGCUGGCUAUAACCCCACCCUGGCACCAAGUGCCUCAGUUCCGUUUCUGCUGCAGCUACUCAGAUUGGAGCUUCAUGUUUGUUUUUUCCCUUCAACCUUGUUUAAAUCAUAUUCUUUGACAUCCCAGCUUUUUCGACUCGGCUUGUUUCACCAUUCUUCUGGUUUUGUGAGUCUAACGUUAAGAGUGUUUGUUUUUCUGCGAGUUUAUGGCCACUUCAGGGCCCUUCAAACGCUGCGCAUCCUGCUGUAACAAGGUCCCGCUCUCUGAUGGCCAUUCUCAGGGCUUAUUCUGUCUCAGGGAGGAGCACCAGCCUGC